Calidris pugnax (ruff) is the source of this 2929-nucleotide messenger RNA. It is a transcript of the gene TMEM38A, whose product is annotated as transmembrane protein 38A. The transcript has 5 exons. NCBI's taxonomy places the organism in Eukaryota, Metazoa, Chordata, Aves, Charadriiformes, Scolopacidae. Gene Ontology annotation, biological process: potassium ion transmembrane transport. Gene Ontology annotation, cellular component: membrane. The record is from RefSeq and is a predicted model, not a curated record. Bases 1963 to 2721 code for a protein of 252 amino acids. Gene Ontology annotation, molecular function: potassium channel activity; identical protein binding.
ACAUUCCUGAGAGGAUUUCUGAGGUAUAAACCUUUACAUUUUUGAUGCAGGAUGAGGUAAAUCCCGCUCGUUCUCCACCGUCAGUCUCGGCUGUCAGCGGUGUGAGGGGAUUCGGGGCUCAGAACUGCUCUGCGUUACUUUUUCCAGAGGUUCUGACACAUGUGUUUAAAUAUAAAGCAGGGAAAAAAAAAAAAAAAAAAAGCCCCCAAACUAGUCACUCUGAUUUUGAAAAAUAAUCUUGCAUUUUAUUUAAGAUUGGAUUCCAACCACACUGGAAUAUUUAAGUUCAGUCACAGCUUUGCGGGAGGUCCCAGGACUCCGCGUUAUAUUUCUGCCCAGCUGCUUGGCUUUUCUAUUUUUGUGGCAACGCUCUUGCUCUUCUCCUAUUUAUAUACAAAAAGGCUGUAAGCAAAACCUGUUUGUUUCCCACCUUCCAGGCCAUGCCCUAAUCUGUUCUCAGACACCUUAACUGACCUCGCUUUGUUUGUUCUCCAGGGCUUAUCUGGUAAACUUCGGUAGAUCUGCAUCUUACCUUUCACUUUCUGCGCCUUUUCCAAACGCCGUCUCCUCUCUGUAUUUUGAGAGCACGUGCACUCUUCAUGCUCUGUUUCGAACAGUUUCGGUGUAGUUGUCCAAUAACUGAGGGGAAAACAGAAAUCCCCUUUGGUGUCAUUGUGAAAUGCUGCAGUUGUCAGAUCUCCGGGCCGUACGCUCUAUUUAAACUCCACGCAAACAGAAGUGCUGGGUUUUCGAGGCUUUUAAAAUAGCUUUUAAAAAUAUGUACGCCCAUUAAUCCACUUGGACUGGGUAAGGCCGGGGUGUACUUUCCACUAGAUUCCUACACUGCUUCAUCCCACGGCUCCUGCGCUGAAGAUCCGUGUCAGGACAGCGAUGUCCUGUUUCCUCCUUGGAGACAGCAUGGCUUCGCCCAGCCAAAUUAAAACAAGUGUUACUAAAUUUAAGCCUCAAGCUGAACUUCGGGUUCGUAGAGGACCAGCUACAUAUCAUGGCUGUCGCAGCUGUCUCCCUUCCACUGUGUUUUCAGCUGGUUCAGAUGCCUUUGAGGAUGGAAGAGGCUGAGCAGUCGGAGUUUCAGCAUAUGCUGAUUCACUUACUGCUAUUUAAGGCCACUGUUAGUAUUGCUGACAUAACGUUUUAGCAUUCUCUCUUUUGACUCCCUGUUACUGGCUUGCUGAGCAGAUUUUGGUGUCUGAAACACUGCAUGAAGGACUCUGGAGCAGUUUAAGGUGAUGAAACAAUCUGACGGAAUUGAUGUUCUUGAGACACUUCCUUGAAGACGUACAGAGGUGGAUGAAAAUGGCUAGAGGAAUAAAAAAAAAAAAGGCAAUAAAAGGUUGUGGGAGGGGACCAUAAUGUAUUACCAAAUAGUAACACUGUUUUAAUAUAUAGUUACAUUUUCAAAGGGCAUUUCCAAACUAGUACAGGAGCAGGGAAGAAUCCUCAACUAAAGAUUUAAGAAUCACUGUUCUAUUUUUACAGGUUAUCUUAUGAAUGAAAGAGCUGAACAGAUUGUUCAUGAAUUCUAGAGGGCACCUAGGUUGAAGCAAUGGAGAGAAUGGUACUAGUAUGCAUUUUAUUUUUAGACUGUAAAAAGACACUGAUUUCAAAGGGAAAAAAUGUUCUUUCUGAUUGCAGUGAGUAGCAGCAAAUACAGGAGAGAAACUCUUAGCCAAUUCUUAAACUUCUAAUGACAUGGUUUAUAUGAAACCUUACGGGGGGGCUGCAAGCUCCGAGCAUACAUAGCACUUCUUGACAGUAUCUGGUACUUGUUCAGGCUCCACAGAAUAUACAUUUUUAAGUUUUGUUUUACAAGCACUUUUCUUUGACGUGUUUUGAUGGAGAACAUGCACCACCAGCCUCUUUCUUGGAGGGUCUUGAAGUUUCAGUUUAUUUGCUGAAUCCGCCUUCUCAUGUCGAAUUUGCUUCACAGGAGCCGUGGAGAUGUCUCGUAAGAGCCCUUUUGCCUCCUGGCUCUGUGCUAUGCUCCACUGCUUCGGAAGUUACAUACUUGCUGAUCUCUUACUUGGAGAAUCACCUAUUGAUUACUUCAGCAAUAACUCCAGUGUCAUCCUGGCCACCGCCGUCUGGUAUUUGAUAUUCUUCUGUCCCAUGAACCUCUUCUACAAGUGUGUUAGCUUUCUGCCCAUGAAGCUCAUCUUUGUGGCAAUGAAGGAGGUGGUCAGAGUUCGCAAAAUUGCAGCUGGGGUCCACCAUGCUCAUCACCGUUACCACCACGGGUGGUUCAUCAUGAUGGCUACUGGCUGGGUCAAAGGUUCUGGUGUUGCCUUGUUGUCUAACUUUGAGCAACUGCUGCGUGGGGUCUGGAAGCCAGAAACAAACGAAGUUCUUCGUAUGUCCUUCCCUACAAAGGCUAGUCUGUACGGCACAAUCCUCUUCACUCUGCAACAAACUCAUUGGCUCCCUAUCUCCGAAGCCAACCUCAUCUUCUUUUUCACCAUGUUCAUGAUAGUUUGCAAGGUUUUCAUGACAGCAACUCACUCUCAUGCCUCACCUUUUGCUCCAGUGGAAAACUGCAUCUGCCCAGUUUUCUUUGGCUCGGUUUCCAGUGGACACAGUAGCCACCAUCAUGAUCAGCACGGGGCCUCCCACGAGGUUUCCCACCCUCCACCUCCUCCUGCAAAGUCAAAAGAGGAGCUAAAUGAAGGCACAAGGAAACGGAAAGCAAAAAAAGCUGAAUAAAAAAGCAACCACACAGUAAAUAGGCCAAGAAGAUUCUUCCAGAGCUGAGUCUCAAAAGCCACCUGUGACCUCCUUUAUCCUCCAGUCCUUCUCUCAGACUCCAGAGGAGAGGUGGAAGCCAGGACACUGCCCAACGGGUCCCUGAAUUUCAUUUGUGCUCUCUGUGCUGCUGCUUGGUCUCUGUCUCUCUAUUCUGAUCAUAUUUUCA